This is a messenger RNA of Raphanus sativus (radish), 1686 nucleotides long. Its product is annotated as palmitoyl-acyl carrier protein thioesterase, chloroplastic. Bases 192 to 1439 code for a protein of 415 amino acids. Lineage: Eukaryota; Viridiplantae; Streptophyta; Magnoliopsida; Brassicales; Brassicaceae. Gene Ontology annotation, biological process: fatty acid biosynthetic process. Gene Ontology annotation, molecular function: fatty acyl-[ACP] hydrolase activity; acyl carrier activity. The record is from RefSeq and is a predicted model, not a curated record. The transcript is spliced from 6 exons.
AGAGAGAGAGAGAGAGAGAGAGAGAGAGAAAAUUUAAACAAAAGAGAAGAGAGGAGAUCGAGAGGAGGCAGGCACAGAGAGAAUUUUAGGGUUUGGGAGACUCCAAAGAAAUUGGCUUAACCUUAAUUGUGAUUUCAUCCUCCUUCAUUUCUACACUUCUGUGUCUUUGAACAACACUCUUUCUCCUCGUCAUGGUGGCCACUUCUGCUACGUCCUCAUUCUUUCCUGUACCAUCUUCCUCCCUUGACCCUAACGGAAAGGGGAACAGAGUUGGUUCCACCAACUUAUCCGGACUUAAUUCUACUCCAAACUCUGGAAGGAUGAAGGCCAAACCAAACGCUCAGGCUACACCUAAGAUCAACGGGAAGAAAGCUAACUUGCCUGGUUCAGUGGAGAUAAUAUCAAAGCCUGAUAACGAGACGUCACAACCUGCGCCUGCGCCCAGAACGUUCAUUAACCAGCUACCUGACUGGAGCAUGCUUCUCGCUGCUAUAACCACCAUUUUCCUUGCAGCUGAGAAACAGUGGAUGAUGCUUGACUGGAAACCCAGGCGUUCCGACAUGAUUAUGGAUCCUUUCGGUUUAGGGAGGAUCGUGCAGGACGGGCUCGUGUUCCGUCAGAAUUUCUCCAUUAGGUCUUAUGAGAUAGGUGCUGAUCGCUCUGCAUCUAUAGAAACCGUCAUGAAUCAUUUACAGGAAACGGCCCUCAACCAUGUGAAGUCUGCCGGACUGCUGGAAAAUGGGUUUGGUUCCACCCCUGAGAUGUUUAAGAAGAAUUUGAUAUGGGUCGUUGCUCGUAUGCAGGUUGUCGUUGAUAAAUAUCCUACUUGGGGAGAUGUUGUCGAAGUGGAUACAUGGGUUAGUCAGUCUGGAAAGAAUGGUAUGCGUCGUGAUUGGCUGGUUAGGGAUUGCAAUACUGGAGAAAUUGUAACACGAGCAUCAAGUUUGUGGGUGAUGAUGAAUAAACUAACAAGGAGAUUGUCAAAGAUUCCUGAAGAGGUUCGCGGGGAAAUAGAGCCUUAUUUUGUGAACUCUGAUCCUGUCAUUGCUGAAGACAGCAGAAAGUUAACCAAACUUGAUGACAAGACUGCUGACUAUGUUCGUUCUGGUCUCACUCCGAGGUGGAGUGACUUGGAUGUUAACCAGCAUGUUAACAAUGUGAAGUACAUUGGUUGGAUACUGGAGAGUGCUCCAGCCGGGAUGUUGGAGAGUCAGAAGCUGAAAAGCAUGACUCUGGAGUAUCGAAGGGAGUGCGGAAGAGACAGUGUGCUUCAGUCUCUCACCGCGGUUUCUGGAUGUGAUGUCGGUAACCUCGGGACAGGCGGGGAAGUGGAGUGUCAGCAUUUGCUUCGCCUCCAGGAUGGAGCCGAAGUGGUCAGAGGAAGAACAGAGUGGAGUUCCAAGACACCAACAACAACUUGGGACACUACUACAUCGUAAACAUGGGGUUCCUUUGUAAACUGUACCUGCUGCUGCUGCUACCUUCUUGCAACCACCUUUGUAUAUCUCUUCCUUUUUUUUUUGCUUGAUGGAGAUAUAUAUUAUUAUUUAUUUAAUCUUUCUAUUUUUUUUCUUAUGGAAAAUGGUGUCGUGUCUGAUACGAUUAUGUGAUAUAUUAUUUGUAAACCCAUGUGCCAGCGCCAGACAAGGCAAUAACUUUCUUAUCCUAAAAUUUAUUCUACCUUCU